This is a messenger RNA of Hibiscus syriacus, 459 nucleotides long. RefSeq lists its product as uncharacterized. NCBI's taxonomy places the organism in Eukaryota, Viridiplantae, Streptophyta, Magnoliopsida, Malvales, Malvaceae. The record is from RefSeq and is a predicted model, not a curated record. The transcript is spliced from 2 exons. Bases 1 to 459 code for a protein of 152 amino acids.
AUGAUGCAAACAUUUGAGAUGACAGAUUUGGGUUUGCUACAUUAUUUCCUUGAGAUAGAAAUUAAGGAAAAGAUGGUGUUCAUUUCUCAAAGAAAAUAUGUUGCGGACCUUCUCAAGAGAUUUAACAUGUUAAGUUGCAAGAUGGCUGCUACUCCAAUGGAUAUUAAUGAGAAAUUACAGUUGGAAGAUGGUACAGAGAAAAUAGAUGCAAAAGCCUUCAGAAGUCUGAUUGGUGGUCUCAUUUAUUUAUCUCAUACUUUUUGUGAUAACAGGUCCUCUAUUUAUCAGAACAUGAAAGUUGGUAUUCUCAAGCCCUCCAGUUUUAGUACUAGAGAUUAUGGAAUUUGUCUUGGUUCAGGUGCCAUUACAUGGAGUUCGAAAAAACAAGUUGUGAUAGCACUUUCUUCUUCAGAGGCAGAAUAUGUUGCUGCCACUUCUUCAGCAUGCCAAGUGAUAUGA